ACCCGACCUUGAACCCCGACAUCUCUUAUUAAGUCCUCGUAAGCAACGGGCUCGAAACUGAGUAACCAUGGCCAACGACGAGAUCUUAACCGAUGAUUAUGUAGCUGAGCUACUGGCCAAGGAUGCAAAGGAAAGCGCCAUCAAGUACUCCUCCAUGGGCCUUGACGCUUUCAAGCAAUCUAAACCACCAGCGAAUAAGCCCAAACCAAAUACACGUUUUCUACGCAAUAUCAUCAAGGAUACUGACAGCCACAAUGCAGCACUACUCGCCAAAGAAGCUGCAGAAUCUCGCGCUCGUCUGCAGAGUCUAGCAUCUAAUGAGCACCGUGAGGAGAAAGCAAGUCGAGUUGGAGGAGGAGAUAUUAGAAAACGUCAGCUUGGAGAUAUUGCGGCCAUUCUUGGAGGUAGACCGAGGAAGCGAGCAAGGGUGGGAGCGGGCGGAAGGCGUGUGAACACUUCUAGUGAAGACGAGGAGCCUGAGGAGAAACCGAAAUUUGUGUCUCGAAGAAAUCGGGAUAGCAGAGAGGACAGGGAAGGGUGUGGGAGGCCAAGAGGCCACAGAAGUCACCAUCGGAGACACAGAAGCACCUCUAGAGAUCGGGGCAAGGAUGGCGAAGACCGACGAAGACGGCAUAGGUCACGGUCGGCAUCUCCCGGGGAAUACCGGAGCAAAGAGAGUAGACAUCGUGAAAGAUCACCAAGAAGGAAGCGGUCGAGAUCUCCCGAGGCAGAUAAAGCACGAGGGAAGUCGCAUCGAUCUGAGCGGGAAAAUCCCGAGUCCGAAUCAAAGAAACCAAAGAAGGAUGUCAAGGAAGCAGAAGCAAAGACACAGGAGGGUUAUUAUUCAGAUCCUCUAGAUGACAUUAUCGGUCCUCGCCCUCCAGCUGUUCCUCAAGUACGAACCAAAGGCCGCGGCACCAUAUCUCAAGCUUCCGGUAUCGAUGCCAGAUUCUCAGCAAACUACGACCCGACAACUGACGUCCGGCUAGAUUCCGAUGAGGAUGACCCUUGGGAUCAAGCUUUAGAGGCAAUGAGAGCUCGUAAGAAAUAUAAGGAGCUAGGUGCUGAUCGUCUGAGAGCUGCUGGAUUCACAGAGGACGAGGUUAAGCGAUGGGAAAAUGGUGGCGCGAAGCGGGAGGAAGAUGUUCGAUGGGCGAAGAAGGGAGAGGGCAGGGAAUGGGAUAGGGGCAAAGUUCUAGAUGAUGAUGGAGUUGUUUCUAUUGAGCCACAGUUUGGGAGAUUGAAGGAUACCUGAGUUGGUCUGUCCUGUGGAUGGUUUGAGCUACUACCGACUUUAGAAAUGCAUGGCUCAGCGUUCCAUUUGGAGUUGUCAGCUCCUCAAAAUUCUU
Messenger RNA from Hyaloscypha bicolor E, 1349 nucleotides. RefSeq lists its product as uncharacterized. The coding region runs from base 68 to 1255 and encodes 395 amino acids. The transcript has 2 exons. NCBI's taxonomy places the organism in Eukaryota, Fungi, Ascomycota, Leotiomycetes, Helotiales, Hyaloscyphaceae. The record is from RefSeq and is a predicted model, not a curated record.